This is a messenger RNA of Camarhynchus parvulus, 900 nucleotides long. It is a transcript of the gene MIXL1, whose product is annotated as Mix paired-like homeobox. Gene Ontology annotation, molecular function: DNA-binding transcription activator activity, RNA polymerase II-specific; RNA polymerase II cis-regulatory region sequence-specific DNA binding. Lineage: Eukaryota; Metazoa; Chordata; Aves; Passeriformes; Thraupidae. The record is from RefSeq and is a predicted model, not a curated record. Gene Ontology annotation, biological process: regulation of transcription by RNA polymerase II; hematopoietic progenitor cell differentiation; endoderm formation.
AUGGCCGCGCUGCGCUUCGGGGAGCCCCCGGCGGAGCCGCCCGCCUUCCCCGCGGGCAGGUGCGGGGGCGGCGGGCCGGGCCCGGCCUCGCCCGCCCUCAGGGCGCUUCCCCCGGCCUCGCCCUCCGAGGGGGCGCCGGCGGCCUCGCAGCGUCGGAAGCGGACGAGCUUCACGGCGGCGCAGCUGGAGACGCUGGAGCUGGUUUUCCAGGACACCAUGUACCCCGACAUCUACCUGCGGGAGAAACUGGCCGACGCCACGCAGAUCCCCGAGUCCCGCAUCCAGGUGUGGUUCCAGAACCGCCGCGCCAAGUCCCGCCGCCAGCGGGGGCCCGCCCCGGCCGGCCCCGGCCCCGCCGCGCCGCCGCCCCGCUUCGCCGCCCUGCGCGCCCCGCAGCGGCCCCGCUGCGCCCUCUCCGCGGCCGCCCGCACGGAGGACGGCUGCCCCUACGCGUGGCCGCCGGCCGCCGGCUUUCCCCCCGGCCCCGGUUUCGAGGGCUUCCCGCCCGGGCAGCCCGGCGGGGCCGAGCCCGGCCCGUUCGCGGGGAGCGCCGCCGGCCCCUUCCCGCCGGCCCGCGCCUUCUGCGGGCAGUACUCCCCCGUGUCGGACGCCGAGGACACCAGUGGCUACUCAGAGUCGGGCUCGGAGUGGGAGGAGAACGCGCUCGGCGCUUUCCGCGCCCUGUGAGCGCCGCCGCGGCGGGACCGGCCCCGGCAGGGGUAACCGGACGGGUUAAGCCCUCCCGCCGGAGCCCGUCCCGCUGCUCGGGCGGGGAGCAGUCACACACCGCGCUACCUCACUGCUGCUCUGCCACUGUUGCACUUUAUCCGCUGGUAACUGAUUGUACCUAUUUAUUUAAGAGAGAUACGGGUCGGCUCCAUCAGCUGAGGGCAUCUUUUU